AGGUGGGAAAGAUGGAGAGCUUUUGGCAACCAGCAUAGACGACACUGAGCUAGAGGGGACCAAGGAUCUAACUUGACAUAAGCCAACUUCCUCUGCUCCUAACCGUAAGCCUUCCAUGAUGACGCACACUUUGUGUUUACCCUGCAAUCAUUAAAAGGUAAGGACGUGUCGCCUCCAACGCAACUGUUAUGACCCGUUACCAAUAAAACGAGUGAUGCACAGUCAGAGGGAAUUUCUGCCCUGCCCUUGGCAUGCCUUCCGAAGCACACUGCAGGCGCUGGUUGCUUUUGCAUUCAGCGGAACGCGGAUGUUAAGCCUCCCCGGGCAUCGAAAAGUGAAGGCAGGGCCUCGGUUCUUAAAAUACGGAACGGAUGCCGAGCGAGAAACGCUGAGGAAACCACCUUAGGAAACGCUAUAAGGCAGCAAGUUCUGUGAGGCUGGUCAGGCAAAGGCCCUGCCUCUCGCCCCCCGCCCCGAGAUGAGAAGCCGACCAUGCAGGAAACUGCCCGCGAGAGGCCAGCCCUUUACCUUCCACGGCUUGCCGUGGCGCAAGUCCUGGAAGUCCCGCCCGUAGAUAGAUUCCAGCACUUGCAGCUCGUUCUCCUGGCGAAGCUGGUAGCUCUCGGGCUGCUCCGGGGACGCCUCGGCAGCCUCCCCCCGCGGCUGCCACAGGCCCCUCACCUGGGCCAUGUCCGCUCGGGGAGGGGUGGGGGGGUGGAAAGCGAACCCCCCCCAGGGAGGCCGGCUGCACUUCGCCGAGCCAGGCCGCAGCCGCCGCGGUGGGCGGAACCGCGCGGCCUGCUAUUCCCGCCCUGCUUUGCAGGCCCCACCAAACACCGCGGCAGCGCGAGAGGAAGCCCGGGGAAGGCGCUGCUGGGCCGUGGCCCUGGAGUUACCACGCCGGCCCCACCUUCCGUUGCAGUUUGCAAAACAAAACUAAGAGCUUCCUUCAUAGCCCUUCUUCAGGUCUCUGCUCUGCACAGCCCAGUAACAAGCAUGCAAAUACUGUAAAGAAACCGUCGCCUUCAUAGAUCGCCUUUCUCCAAGCUGGUGCCCUCCAGAUGUUUGUUGGACUACUACACUGCCAUCCUCCCUAACUACUGGCCCUUGUUCAUUAGGGCAGUGGUAGUCCAAUAUUUGGAAGGCAGCAGGUUGGAGAAGACAGCUCUUGAUUGAUUCGAGGGAAGGGUUGGGGACCCAUCACCACAGGAACCCACCCCCUCACUUCUGGAUAGCAUACGGGUUCAUUGUCAUUUAGUACACAUUUCUAACGACAAAAGUAUUUACCUUUAUUAAAUUAACAUUUUAAUGCAAUAGCCAUUGCAGAUCUUUCAACCACUAAGCAUGUCGUAACUGAAGUGGGAAAAUAAAUGAUGGUAUUAUAUGGCAGCUACUGAAAUUUCUUUUGAUUUUAAAAAAGCCCCAUAGAAAACUAAAUUAAAGUUGCCUGGCUUAAAUUAUUUUCUAAGACUUAAGAUAUUUCAUUUUUCCUAGUGUAAAUAUUUCUAGAUUAUACUAUUAUUGCUCUAUAUGCAGUAUUCCCAUACAAAUGUUAUGGAUGCACGAUAGUUUCACAUUAUUUCAGAGAGCUACCAUUUUAAUUCCUUCAUAUUAGAUUUGCCCCACUUUGUGACAAUUAGCAAAGGUCAGUGUACAUUUUGCAUGACUUAGCUCUGGACAUUCUUGGAUGGUGCUGAUCAUCUUGGUUCAUUUAAAUUUGGCUUCUUGACCAUCUUUGGGACAGAAAUUAGUAGUCCUCCUACUGAAUGAUCUAUGCCAGGAGUAACAGAGGAGUGCACCUCUACUGAUUCUCUGGGACCUUCUCAUUAAGCAUGGUUUCCUUCUCAGCUGCCUGUUUGAGAUGUGAAUGGAGCCAUUGUUCUUCAGCAGUUCUGACAUAUCACUUUUGCAAAGCCAGAUGGUUGCUUGGGAACUUAGAGCACGAUAAUGAAAUCCUGAUAGCUCAGAAUAUAUCUAAUGGAGUUUUAAGAAUGAAAUACCCAUCAGCGAUUGAACCCUAGAGUAGGCACAAAGAUACAGCAAAAAGCAGCUCAUAUUUUAAACUAGGAGAGAAACAGCAGCGAUCUAUAAUUUUCUAGUUAGAGUUAGCUGGAUUCUAGGGUGCAGUGGGAGAAGGGGUACAAGAUAUCUGGGUAUCUGCUAUGUUAUAGGGGUUCUUGUUUGCUUCCACUAUGUUAUGCAGGCAUAUCUGGAAACAAAACAAACCUUCCAAGACAUCUUAAGUAUCUAGUGCUCUCAUCCAAAGGAAAACUUCAGGGAUAUCCCUAGCACCUCUAUUCAUUCGGAGAACAAUAUACUGUUGGAAAAGUCUGAGAGUUUUCUAGUUGUAGUUGGAGGUUAUCGCCUACAUGCUGCUAGUAGUCAAUUGCAAAAAUAAAACUGGAGGUCAAUAUCCACAUUAGACAAUGCAUGACCUAUUUUGCAAGUGCAAUAUUUAAAAGGCUUUUGGUGUACGUGUUUUGCAAGGUGGGGUUAGUCCAGAAAGUGUGAAGUAUUCUAAGACAUCCAUAUUGUAUUUAAACACACAAACCCCUCCUUUUGAAAAAACCAACUAAAUGUAACGUUAUGAAUUACAUAUCCCUCCCUUUUCACGUGCACUGCUAUUUAAGGAACUUGCAUAAACUUUCUGAAUUCUGAAGACGAUCCCCCCGCCCUUGGGUUUUCCUCAGACAUUGAACUGACAGCUCCCAAAAAGCAAGAUGGCUGCCACACACACACAAAAACAAACCUGCCCCUCCCCUACCACAGCUGAGCGUCACAUGACCCGCUCUCUCUGGCUCUCUCUAUGAAAAACGGCAGCGAGGAGCAAAGGAGGCAGACGAGAGUUGCUCGCUGCUCAUUCUGCAGCCUGUCGAGCGGCGCAGAGCUAUGCCAAUGCAAAAGGAGGCCGCGUUCCCCCAAGCGCUGUUCGGCCGCUGUGUUCCGAAGAGAACUGUGGCAUAAUUCAAAUGAGAAACAACAUCCCCACAUGGGAGUUUGGGGCUUGCUGAGCACCCAAACGGCACCUGCCUGUGAGGAUGCCUAAGGCAGAGAGAUGCCGCUUCCCUGUGCAAAGAUGUGAACGCGAAGCAAAACCUUGGCACUGGAAGGCGCAGCACCAACUGGGUUAGAGCUGGUGUUUCCCUUUUGGAUGCAAGCGCGGUGCGACCCCCGAAGCAGGAGCAUGGCGCGCAUGUCGCUCGGGCUUAUGUUUGUGACACGCUGAGGAUGGACAGGGGUAAAGGCAGAUGGGGCAACCACGGAGCUACAAGCAGCUUCGCUUCUCCUCUUCCCCAUUGCGCCGUGAAGGCAGCCCCUUGCUAAGACACCGGGCAUGAAAAGCGAGACGCGCUUCUUCCCCGGGUCCAGCGAUCCUAUGGAGCAGCCUGCCGUGUGGACAGAGGCGGCUCCUGCCGGCCGCCUGCUUCCUUCGGUGAGGAGCGCGGGACCCGCGCGGGGGGCUUGCUAGGUAAGGCGGCCCAGGAAAGAGACCCCUCGCCAUGGGGUCCAACGCCAGCUGGGCUUCCGUCAACGCGAGCGAGCGCGGGCCCUACCACGCCGUCGCCGGCGCUUUGAACGCGUCCAGCGCGCAAAUCGCGGGGAUCGACAGAAGCGCCCACGGCAACGGGACUUCGCCAGGGGAGGCACAUCGGGACGAGCAGACCUACCGACAUUUUACCACCGCGGUGCAAGUUAUCAUCUUUAUAGGCUCUCUGCUAGGUAAGCAAAAACCACAGAGGCAGGUUGUUGGUUUUUCCUGGCUGUGGGCUUCUUUUCUACCUUGGUGCGCAGGGGGUGACGCCAGAACCAAAGCUAACCAAAACUGAAUUACUGGGGCUUUUCCUUUAGCAAACCAGCAGGAAGGGCAAUUCCGCUUUGUAUCUCUUAAGAUAAAAACAUUGGGUGCUGCACUUCCAGCCGCCUUGAGUCCCCUCAGGGAAAAAGGCCGAGGUAUAAUAAAUAUAUAACAAUAGUAAUAAACUUUAGGCGUGUGACAAGUUGGUAUUGAUUGAAUAUGUGUCAGUUUUCCUUGACGUAAGCACAUGUGUGUGGGUUUUUUUGAGAAUAAUUUUUUUAAGAACGCAAACCGAAGAAGAAAUAUGUUUGUGUGCUCUUGGUUCUUCAGUACAAAGGAAUACUUUAUUGUGAUAAUGUUUGGGACAAUUAUAUAAGUGCACCUUUACGUUAAACAAAAUGCUCUACUUUGCGUUGUACAAAAUAGCUUGUUGAACCUCAACCCUGUCCCUGCCCCUGUAAGGUUGUGCAAAAAUGGGUUUGAAUGUUUUCACUGAAAUAAGAAACAUAAUUGGGUAAAACAAUGGGUAAGGCCUACAGUUGCAGAAUUCAACUUUUUAAGUUCACUCAAAGGCAGUGGGAUUUAAGCAGGCUAACGUUGUGUAGAAUUACAGCCUAAAUCUUUGCAAGUACUUUUUGGUACUUUUGGAAGGAUGUACGUUGAGGGAUAAUGGCUUCUCAAGACUACCCCUGUGGUUUCAACAGGAGAAUCCCUGUUCAAAGUCAACCUGCUACACCAGUCUCAUGUACUAUAGCUCCACUAGAGAGAAAUUUAUGGGCAGCAGCAGACUGACUCUUGCGUUAAGAUGAUCUUCCCCAAUGAACAUAUAUGUGGCUCUGAUUAUCUCUUAUGAGGUCAGGGGAAAGUGGGUGGCUGGAAUUUCCUCCCGCCCCUAGCCCCCAUGAGUGUUUAUAAUUGACUGUACUGAUAAUAUGUUUAGCAACGUGUACGCUCUGCGGGAGCAUCCUAGACACACCCUUAGGUAUUGAGUGCCAUUUCUCUCUCCUUUCAGCGCCACCCUUAUGCAUAUUAAAUAUUAAAUAUGUGUGAGCCACUUGGGAACACCUAUUUUGGUAUAUGGAGAUCUCUUGCUGAAUAAUGACCUCCCUCCUCCCCAUGAACAUUUUAAAAUCCUGUGGAUAUUGUAGAUUAAUUGAACUGGCUCCUGAAGAAUGCCACAGUUUCUUCGUUUUUAGGUAAUAUUUGGAGUAAACCAUUGUAUUUACUUUUUUAUUUAAGGUGUAAGUUUAUGCAAACAUCCAAAACUUUUUUUUUUAUUCUCUAAUGCAGUUAUUUGGAGUUUUCACAGAUUUUCAAACCAAAAUAAAUAUUGUGGAUUGUGAAUUUAUUAAAAACUGUUUUACUGACUGGUACAGUGGACCCUCUGGGUAUGAACGUAAUUCAUUCUGGGGGUCCGUAAGUACUCCGAAAAGUCCACACCUAGAGGCACCAUGUCUGCGCAUGCGUGUGGCGCGAUAGAGCGUUUCUGCACAUGUGCGCGGUUCGCAGAGCGUUUUGUGCGUACGUUCGCAACCCGGAAUUAUACACUUCCGGUUUGCCGUGUUUGCAACCCGAAAGUUAUGUUACCCGAAGGUAACGUAACGUCCACUGUACUGUAUAAGUUGGAUUCCUUAAUAUUGUUACAUGCCACCCCAAUCUCUGACCAUGAUUCCAGGGGUACCAGGCGUGCUUACCAGGGUUUGUGUUUCCUUUUGGACAAUUGUAGAGAUGGAAAAGCUUUAGAAAAGAGUAACCAAAAUGAUCUAGGGGUCAGAGCAACUCCGUUGUGAGGAAAGCUUAUGGCAUUUGCGAUUUUUUUAGUUUAGAGAAAAGGUGACAUGAUAGAAAUUUAGCAUGGCAUGGAGAAAGUAGAUUAAGAAAAGUUUUCUCUCUCUCUUUCAUAACACUAGAACUCGUGGACUUCCAAUGAAGCUGAAUUCUAGAAGAUUCAAGACAGAUAAAAUAAAAGUACUUUUUCACGUAGCACAUAGUUAAACUGGGGAACUUGCUGCCACAGGAGGCAUUGAUGGCUACCAAUUUGGAUGGCUUAAAAAGAGAAUUGGACAGAUUCUUGGGGGAUAAGGAUAUAAAUGGCUACUAGUCAUGAUGGCUAUGCUCUGCCUCCAUGUUGGGAGGCAGUAAUACUUCUGAACAAUCAUUGCUGGAAGCUAUAGGAGAGGAGACUGUGUUUGUGGAUUUCCCACAGGCAUUUGGUUAACCACUAUGAGGAUAGGAUGCUGGACUAGAUGGGCCAUUGGCCUAUAUCUAGCAGGCUUUUCCUAUGUCCCCCCCCCCGACUAUUUUUGGGGCCACAUGCCAGUGCUAGCCAGGGCUAGAGGCAGUGAGUGGUGCAGUUAAUGUAAAGUUUACCUUUGUAGUCUGGAUAGUUUUUACACAUACUCGCAGAACCCUCUCUAUUCUUGAUCCAGGCAAGAAAGAGACAUCAUCAGAGUUUUGUACCAUUAUCUGUAAAAGGGCACAUUGAGGUGGUGAAUGAUUGCAGGCUAUGCUAAAUAUUCUGGUUGCUCUGAGACCAUUGCAAGGCUCACAUUGGUCAAGGGUCAUAUUGGUUUUCGAGCAUAACGUCACACAAGAAGGUCGUGUGGCAUCUUAAAAAGACAAACAAAUUUGUUGUCCCGCAAGCUUCCUUCAUCUGAUGACGCUAGCUCUUGCCAACGAAAGGUCGCGCCACAAUAAAUUUGUAAGACAUUCAUGUGCCAAAAGGUAGUGCUGGUUUUGCUGCAAGAGACUGUUAUAAACACUGAUCUAGAAUUUCUCAUUUUAGUUGACUUAUUAUGUUGCUGUUUCAUAUAAUCUCCAUUCAUUUUGCUAAUUUUUUUUUUAUUCAAAUGAUUAACUAAUUAAUGUGGCCCUGAGUGCAAUAUGUGAGCAAGUGUUCUGGUUCUGGUUCCUUUUUCUUGAACUUCUGGUUCCUGUACCGAGAACAAGACCCGAGCAUGCUUAAGACCAGCUAUGUAUUUUACCCUAAUUUUCUCCCUUGCUUUGUUCAAGAGAGUCACAUUGAUACAGAAUUCCACUCUGAACUCUCAGGCUUAAUCUAUACUGAAUACUACAUUAAUAGAAUCAUAGAAUUGUGGAGUUGGAAUGUACCCCAAGGGUCUUCUAGUCAAACCCCCUUCAUAGCCACAUAAUUCAGAUUAUAACAUGAUUUUUAACGAGCUUUGUCGCUAGCUUCCUCACUAACUAGUUAAGAACAUAGGAAUUGCCUAAAUAAGAUCAGGGACUGGCUGAGAUAAAGAUCCAUUUCCAUCACUCUCAAAGCGUCUUGCUGAAGAAAAUCCUGAAUAACAAAAAACUUCUUUUGAUUCUCUAGAUUAGAAGCAUCUAUUGUGAAAGACAAUCUAAAGGAAGUGGGGGUUAAAGAAAGGAAUUCUGCGAUCUUUCCUGGCUUUCUGUUGCUAUGGGAACACUUUCCUCAUGUGCUUCACCAGAGAUGUCUUGUCCAAUAUUCUAUUGAAAGGCACUUCUGAAUUGUAUCCACUCAUUAAUGAAAAGAUGGCCAAGAAAGAACCUCCUUUUGACAAUAAAAAUGUGCAGAAUUUAAUGCCAUGUAUAUAAGAAUUAUGUGUCAGUGUCUAAUGCAGUAAUAACUAUGUGCUUCUGGAUUACGCAUGGUAAUCAUUAACACCACUGUGGGGCAGUCAUGGGAUAUGAGGAUGCAGGAAUAUGAUUAAAUUUGCUGUCUUAUAGAGGAAAAGAGAAGGAAGUAGGCAUUUAGUCUGCGCUAUGUACAUUGCUGGAAGUCCAGGAAUGGAGCUGGCCAAAAUACAGAAUUAUCAAGAAAGAAGAACGGAGGCAAGAUGGCUAGGAAUGUAAUUAUUCUCCCUGAUAUAUCAGGAAACAGCCACACAGAUAUAUUGUUUGUUGACCUCUAGUAGUGUAGUAGUUGGAAACCUAAGCUAUGAGCUGAGAAGGUCUGGGCCAUUUCCAGCUUUUGAGUUCUCCAGCCACAGUUAAUAUAAAAAUGACAAUAAAACAAAACAAAAAUCAACUAAGGUACCCAGAAAAACACAUAUUUUGAAAUUCUUAUUUACUUAAGAAUUGCUUCUCUAGCUGAAGUUACAUUUUGGUCAAAUGCACAUAAAAACAAAUUGCAAAACUUAUCAAAUGCCUAAAAAGUAACAAGUGUCUCAAUUUGAGUCCUCCUUGAGGAUGAGGCCCAGGUUACAUAACUCUCCUGUCUUGCCCUCUUAUUGCCCCUGGAGCCGAGAUGUCUUUUGUUUAGAUACUAUGGGUUAUAUCCAGAGUAGUACUAGGUAACCUGGAUCUCCACCUGUGCAACAGGAUAUCUUCUCUUCUCCCCCCACAUGUUCCCUAAAUCUGUUCUGGGUUUCCCCUCAACCCUCUGGAGCAAAUUUGGGUAGGGGAGCAGGAUGCACACAUGGGGAGGAGACGGGCGAGAUAUUAUUGCAGAACCUGGAAUCCUUGUCUUAAUGGAACGAGUGUAUUGCAUAUUGCCCCAACUCUGUAAAAAUCAUAUGUGGGAGAAAUAACCUAGGUUGCUCCCACACCAGCUAUUUCCUUUUGAAUCAACAUUGAUGUUUGAAGACUUUGCCCAGGAAACAGCUAAUGGAAACAGGCAAGGGAAGCAGGAGCUGCUUUGAAAUUAAGGCAAGCAGUGCAGAGAGGUACCGCCUCCUCCUACCAGGUAACUCAUAAGCCUUUUGUCAGUCUAUAUAAACAGUGGUGCUAUAACUGUAUUUUCAAAGUGAGACUUCUCCCCCCGCCAAAGGAUAUUGAAAAAUACAAAAACAAAUAAACGGGAAACACCAAAAUGCAACUGCUAUAUCUAUAUCCCCCAUAUUAACUGAGCAAACUAACUUUGUCUAGAUGCCUGAGGAAGGAUGGGUAGGUGGAAGAGGGUUGCAGAAAAGGGCAGAGGAGACAGGAGGCAGCUGAGGCCAAGGAGAGGAGAGGCUCUCAUCACAGUGCUCAGGGCUGGUCCAAAAUGCUUUGCUACCUGACUCAUGUUCACCCCCAGUCAAGGGACAUGCAAAAUACCUAUGUUGGCCAAGCUAUUUUGGAACCCAAGGAAGAAACUCCCACAACCUUUAAAAAAUAAAUAAAUCAUGACACUAAAAACUGGUUGCCUGAGACAACCUCACUCUGUCCAAUGGUAGGGCCAGCCCUGGGUAAGAUGAAGGUGGGGUUGUAUGCUUUGGAAUGGGUGACACCAGAGUACUAGAGAAGUUAGGUUACUGGAUAAAGUUUGCAGUGGCCUGAAAAGCAGAGACUUAUUGGGGUGGGAGUGGGGACAUAAAGUUGAAGGAAGGAGACAGGAAGGAGAAAGUGUGACUGGGGCAAAACUACAUGUUGGGCCCAUAGACAGGGUGGCCUGUACACAAUUGGUAGGAAGGAAGAGGGCAGGGAAGGGUAUAGGGUUGCUAGGUCUUUUCCAACCUGGUGCUCUUCAGCAGUUCUGUAUUCUAACACCUAUUGGUCCCAGUAGUCCAAAUCAGCUGGAGGGCAUCAGAUUGGGGACAGCUGCUUUAGAGUCCAGACCCUGGUGGGAAUUCUGUCAAUUCAGGCUUCAGCGUUGUGAUCUAGCAACCCUGAAGAGGCAGUGAAGACCAAGAAACAAUGUUUUCUUUCUCACCCCUAGAAUUUCACAAUACUGAUUUGACUUUCUGUCCAUAGUCAGAAAAAGUGUAAAAAUAAUCCAUCAAAUCAUCCGAAUACCCAGCUACAGGACUGGAACAUUCGCAGGGAAACCAAAAUGCUUGUUUACAAAGCUAUUGUACUGCCAACCUUACUAUAUGCCUCUGAAACAUGGACCACUUAUAAACGCCAUCUCCAGCUCCUCGAAAGAUUCCAUCAACGGUGUCUCUGAAAAUUUUUACGCAUCACUUGGGAAGACAGGCGAACUAAUAUCAGUGUACUAGAAGAAGCAAAGAUCGCCAGUGUUGAAGCAAUGAUUCUUCAACAUCCUCUUCAUUGGACUGGUCAUGUUGUGCGGAUGCCUGAUGAUCGUCUUCCAAAGCAACUACUCUAUUCUGAACUUAAAAAUGAAAAGCGCAAUGCUGGUGGUCAACAAAAGAGGUUUAAAGACUGUCUCAAGGCAAAUCUAAAAAAAAUGUAGUAUAAGCACUGACAACUGGGAAACACUGGCCUGCGAGUGCUCCAGUUGGAGAACAGCCUUUACCAAAGGCUUUGAAGACAUUUGAACUCAGGACGCAAGGGAGAAACGUGCUAAGAGGAAGGCACGCUUGGCAAACCCACACCGUGAUCAACUCCCGCCCGGAAACCAAUGUCCCCACUGUGGAAGGAUGUGUGGAUCCAGAAUUGGCCUCCACAGUCACUUACGGACUCACUUUUAAAACCGUGUUUAUGUAAGACAAUCUUACUCAGCUACGAGUGAUCACCAAAGAAGAAGACAGGCUUUGAAUCUCCCAUGUGAUUUUUAAUAUCUGGCAACUUAAGCUUUUCUUCCAGUCGUAUUCCUAGCCUUGUUUCCAGUGUAACUGAUUUCUACUGAGCAUGAUACAGAUAGAGGCCCAGAAUAAAAGAAUCUAUACAGGUCAGCAUAAUUUUGUCUCAGCUAAGAAGAACUGGUGACAGAUACCUUACUUAAGCCGCAGUUGACAUAUUUUGGUUUUCACUUUCCUGCCAACAGCUGCGAUACCUGAGGCCAUAUAGUUUUUCUUGCCAGAGGCUAUUUUUGUGUAAAAACUAGUUUCUCUGAUAAUAGAAAUAGAGCUUGGGCGUUCCUUGUGAGAAUUAAAAACUGUCUUCCAAAGCACUUAUGUGGAAGUUAUUUCAGAAGCAAUGGGAAUUGCUUCCAAUUAAAAAAUACUAAAAUUGGGAUGUCAAUUGUGUGACAACCCUUCAGAUAUUUGAAGACUGCUCUGUCUUCUUUUCUCCAGGGUAAACAUACUCAGCUCCCUCAACUGUUCCUCAUAAGGCUUGGUUUCCAGACCCUUUAUCAUCUUAGUUACUCUCCUCUGUUCAUGUUCCAGAUUGUCAAUAUCCUUUCUCAAACUGCAGUGUCCAGAACUGGACACAGUACUCCAGGUGAGGCCUGACCAAGGCAUAAUAGAGAAGUACUAUUACUUCUCUUCUACAUUAUACUUCUGUUGAUGCAGCUUACAAAGUCUCCUAGAUAAUUUUUACAUAUACUGCUGUCAAGCCUGGUGUCCCCCAUCCUAUACUUGUGCAUCUGAUUAUACCUGUGUAAGUGCAGAACCUUGCAUUUGCCUCUGCUGAAAUUCAUUUUGUUAGUUUGGACCCUGUUCACCAGUCUGAAUCCUGAAUCUAUCUUUGGAGGUAUUAGCUACCCCUCUCAGUUUGGUGUCGUCUGCAAAUUUGAUGAGCGUCCCCUCAUUUCCUCAGUUCAAGCCGUUUAUAAAGACAUUGAACAACAAUGGCCCAGGGUUAAACCCUGUCACUUUUUUCCAGGAUGAGGAGGAAGCAUUGGUGAGCACUCUUUGGGUUUGUAUUUGCAUGGUACCAGUAUUCAGGUCAACCAGCAACGGGAGUGGGGGGUGGGGAUUUAGAUCAGGAAAAUGGUAUUGGGAAGUGGGGUUAGCACUCCUUUUCUCAGCACCUUUUGCCUCAACCCGUUAAUGUCUCUCGGGAGUUCUGAACUAUUUUUAAAAGGUGAGAUCCUAAUUAUGGAUCUCCUAUGUUGUACAGUGGUACCUUGGUUUACAACCAUAAUCUGUUCCGGAGGUUUGUUUGUAAACCCAAACAGGUUGUAACCCAAGGGGCGCUUUCACCAAUGGGGCCUCCAAAAUAAAUUUGUUCGUAAUCCAAAAAAAAUAAAAUGGGUUGUAAUCCCAAAAAAAGGUUGCAAACCGGGACACACACUUCCGGGUUUGACAUGUUUGUAAACCAAAACGUAUGCAAACCAAGGUACCACUGUAUUUAGUUUGGCUAGCAGAAAUUCCACCCAAAUGCUCAAGGGACUGGAGUUGUGUCCAUUUGUCCUGUGAUUUAUCGGUUUCUCUUUUGUCCCAAGCCUUUCCCUGAGAAAAUUCACUGCUUACUGCUGAAUCAGAACAAACAUUAAUUCGCAGAAAACCUGAUAGCGGGUUUUCCUGGGCAAAGUGGUGGGACAAAAGAAAAACCUCUUGGACUCCUUGAAAUCACAGGACAAAUUGAAUGUGGAUGAGCCCUGAGCAGGGUCCUCCUGCUUGGAUGAAGUGAAACAUUGCAUUCAGAUAGCACACCGUGCCUGCUAGUGGGAAUCUGCUGCUCAGCUCUGCAAUCCUUCAUUCACCAUUAGUUUGCUGAGCAGUGGGGAUUGCAGAUUGUGCCAGGUCAGGGACUCAGAUCAGUCAACCCAUCAAACUUCCAAGGACUGCUCUGGGCAACUGUCCAGCCUUACUAGGCUAUGCAAAAUGUAGAAAAUAUUGCAAAAUACUAAUCUCCUUCAAAUGGCAUGGCGUGCUGACCCUCUAACGUUGUUGUCCUUUAACCCAGAGGUUUUCAACCUUUUUGAGUCCACAGCUCCCUUGACCAACUACAGUCUUUCUGUGGCACCCCUGUGGGGCUCAGGAGCCCAGUUAUCUUACCCCCUUGCCUGCAGAGCUGGCAGCCUCCCACCCUUUUUUGAACACCCUCCCUUGUGGAGUUUUCCCUCAGCCUCCUCUCCUCUCCCCUCUCCUUGGGAGUCCUCUGAUAGCCGCUACUGUCGCCCCUGGUGACUGAGCUGUCUUCCCUGCCCCAAAGAGAGAUGCCUCCUCACGCCUGGGGCCUGGGAAGAGGAAGCUCCCCGCCUUAGUUACCCAAUGGAGACUGGGCAAAGGUGAAUGUGAGGCUAGAACCUUACGCUGGGUGGCAGCUCUGGGUGCUACUGGGCCUGCAUGGCAGAAAGGCUCUCCUUCAGCACCGGGCACUCAGCUCAUAGGCAGGCCUUACACACAGAAAGCACAAGAAAGGCCAAGGCAGCGUCUGUCUGCCUGGCCUCCCACUUAUCUGUCCAUUCCUAACAGCAAAGGCUGGCUAACUGGCUGGCUGGGCUUCCUCACACACUAGCUUGCUUACUCUGAGGCUGCCUCAGCUCCUGGCAACCAGCAGCCCUGGCAGGCCCCAGUGGCACCAUUUGCCUAAGGAGCUUGUAGCCAGGGCUGCUGCAACAAACAGCCAUGCAACGCUUUGGGAGGCAGAGACAUGAAACGGUAUCAGAGGAGGGAGGGAAGGAAAGAGAAAUGGAGGCCAGUGUUGCCCGCGGCACCCCUGACCAUCAUUCAAGGCACCCCAGGGUGCCAUGGCACACUGGUUGAAAACUACUGCUUUAACCUUUAGGACAUUUUGUUUGUUUUUUCUGUGCCUUUUGCAUGCAGCAAAUUAUGUGUAAUGAGUCUUAACCACAGUGUAAUACAGGAUCGUUGCAGAGACAAUGUAUGGCAGGCAGCAGUCACGAAUACCACAUUUUAGUAGUCAAUAGGGAGCUCUAAAUGAUAGCAGAGUGCUUUCUCAAAACAGAGCAUCAAAAAAGCAUCACUGAGAAUUGUAAAGAUUAUGGAUUGAUCUCACUGUGUCUGAAAGCAUUGCCUAUUAUGAUUUUCCAAAUACAUUUAAUUUAAUUUCUCUUAACUUCAUGGAAAUCAGACUGAUGGUAUAGAACAAUAUUCGACUUCCUCAUUUAUCCUCAAAAGAAAUCUGCCACAUAGGGCAUUGUUUGUCCCAUUUGGGAACAGGACUAUAUAGAUAAAAGCAAAUUGGAUUUGUAUUAGCUGCCCAUAUGAAUCAUUUUUGCCAUAAUAAACUGCACUGUUUAGAAGGAUAUUAAAUGCUGGCAUGAAUUAUUGAUGUGAAUAAUCCGCUCUGAAGCUUGCCAAAACUGGUUUAUGGGUGGAAAUUUGCUAUGAGAUAUUUGCAAACUGUCUCAUAUAUUGGUGAGCAUUUAGGGACAUAGGAAGCUGCCUUAUACUGAGUCCAUUUAGCUCAGUAUUGUCCAUGCUGACUAGCAGUAGCUUUCCAGAUGUUUAGACAGAGAGUCUUUUCCUACCUAGUGAUGCUAUGGAUUGAAUCUGAGACCUUCCGGUUGUAAAGCAGAUGCUAUGCUGCUGAGAUAGUGCAGUAUAUAGCAAAUAACUAAAGAGUGAUCUUGUAUCACCCUCCCCAUCCUUCUGUGGUAGGAAAAGUAACAGAAAACUACAGUGGAAAGUGCAGGAUAACCACCACUUGAUGGUGAUGUCAUCUAUCCUCCGUGCACAUUUUGUGAAAACAAAUCAGGACGAUUGCUAAAUAUACGCUUGCUUUGGGGGUGAUUUGUGUCUCAGCAUGGAGCAUAUUUCAUUUGCUGCAGGGGCGCUGCUAAAGUGGCUUCCCUGUGGCAAGCCUUUCUCUGUUUCGGCAAUGACGUUCACAAAUACUUGCAAAACAACUUGCUCUGUCACUUUGAGAAUUUCUCUGUCCCCAAUCCGCAUUCCCAGGAACAGCUGGGAGAUUGAGGUAUGUCAAGACUCGUGGCUUAAUAAGUGGGCAGCUGCAUAUUCGCAGACAUUACAGUAGGUUCAUGGACCACGUGCCAUGGAAAGACCUUUUUUUUUGCCACAUCCCCAUGCAGAUCCCACCUGAUGCCCUCAGUUAUACUUGGCCCAUAGCAGUAUUAGAGACAAUGAGUUCAACUAUGUUACCUGUUUUGUGCUUCACUGCCUUUUCUCCAUUAUCUCUACCAAUGGGCAAUGAAGCAAUCUGUUCAGGCUGAUUUGACUUUGCAUGGAGUUCUACGCUUCUGAAACCAAUUUCCCUCUGUGGUUUCCAGUUCUAAAACACAUAGUGGAUGUCCCUUUGUUUCCUCCUUCCUACCACUGCCACACAAUAGUUUUGACAUUGAGUGGGGCUGCUGUUGACUUUUGCUGUAUUGUUAUUGCUUAAUGGUGUCUGAUGAAAUAUGAAACAUUGCUAAGAAAUUAUGUAUCUUAGCCAUGGAAAUCCAGCUUCCUAGUUCAUGUAAUUCAGACAUUUAAAGUGCAAAUCAAAUCAAUUAUGUCUGUGGACAGGACGCGUAGGGGAGACGGACAGAGCUAAUAUUUCCUGGAGAUAACAUCUUGAAUGAAUUAGAAAAUGUGCACAUAUUCUUUAUGAUGUGUACCAAAUUUCUGUACUUGGGUAUUGGGGUAAGGGGGUAGAUCUGAUUUUGGUUCUUAAGGCUGCAGUCAUUAACACAAUAAUAAGAGGCUCAAUAGUAAGUUCCACUGAAUUUAGACAAAUUUACUUCUGAGUGUAAAUGCUUAGCAUUUCACUGAGAAAUCCAGUCUUCUACCUCUAUUUUCUUUUGCAGAAUUCUACAGCUUCAACACACCUCACCCUGAUAUCCAUGCUAGAAUUCUGUGGUCCAAAUGAAUAUGCUAAAAUCUCUUUGGAUGUUAGCAUAUUCCAUGCAACACCCUGUAGCUGCUCAUCGCUACACUGCUGCAGCAAAACCUAAUUGGCAAGGAGACACUCCAAGCCUACUGGGCCCCAGUUUGCAUCUAAGGGCAGUUGCUCCUGACAUGAAUGGCACCCCAAGUACUAUAUUAGGUGUGUUCAUGCUGCUGUGUUCAUGGAUGUCUGACUCUGGGCCACACAGCAGUAGUCCUUUAUGUGCAGUGCAGCAUAAGUAAGCCAUAUGCCAAAACCAUGCACAGAUCACUGUUCACUGAAUUGGGGCCAUUGUCUUUUCCUGCUUUAAUCUAUGUGCUCUUGUUUAUGAUAAGAAGAAAUAUUGGGAAGUAAUGCAAACUCUGGGCAGGUGUGUAGGUGUGCAUAGGGGCGGGGGGGGGGAAUUAUUUGAUUCUGUUGUUGGCAUUUGUUCUCCAACAUGAUGUUCUGUUUCCUAGCAACAUGAACUAAAUGAAAGGUAUCUCGUCAUCUUGAAUAAGAUAACAAAGUAAAGAGUGAAAAGGAGAAAAAUAAACAAAACUUACCCUGAAAUAGAUUUCAUCUUGAUAUACAUGCAUACAUAUUUCGCUAACAGGUUCUGUUAUCUGCAGGCUGUUUUUAAUGGCAAUGCUUUUAUGUGAAGUAAUCAGCAGUGCUGCCAGUUUUGUAGGUGAAGCCUGUGUGUCGCUUUUCACACCAGUUUUUAAUAAGCAAAGUGGAACACAGGCACUGAAAUCUUGUGUGCCAGAAGAAACUGGAAUUAUUUUAAUUGGCAUCAGUCAAUUAAAGCAUGUCUCCUUAUAGGAGGGAAAUCUGGAAAAGUCAAGUCCUGUAUACAGUAAAAAGAAGUUGAUAAGACUUGGGUAUUUGAUUAUACAGAAUGGGAAGAAAUAAUCUGACACAAAAAUCCCCUUUGUUCUGUUGUUGUUUUUUAAAGAGGGCAUUUUGGUUGUACAGUGGUACCUCGCAAGACGAAUGCCUUGCAAGACGAACGAGUUUUUCGUUUUUUGAGUUGCUUCGCAAGACGAAAAACGAAAACGUCUUGCAAGUUUGUUUCCUUUUUCUUAAAACCGUUAAUACCCAGGGUGACUUCGAGGAGCAACUCAUAGCACGCGGUGUGGUAGCCUUUUUUGAGGUUUUUGAAGACUUUGGUGAUUUUGAAGACUUUGGGAAACCGCGCUUCGCAAGACGAAAAAUUCACAAGACGAAAAAACUCACAGAACGAAUUAAUUUCGUCUUGCGAGGCACCACUGUAUAAGGAUCGGGGGAGGUGCUCAAGCUCAGUAUGAAAAAUUCGAACAGAAUUCAACUCAGUGGGGGUGCUAAAGAUAUUAAUGUGCCAUGCCUAUAUUCAGAUUUAGAUAAAUCUUGUCAAGUGAGUGCAUGGUGCAGUAACAGAGUCACACUUGUCAGCCCUCUCUCACCUUGUGUUGGUGUUCAUUGGUGCUUGCAUAUGUUGGGCAUUGACUUUACAACCUUUCCUAAACAAGUGCAUAGUCCUAAGGCACAAGUUGCUGGUUGGAGGUAAUGGGAGUUGUAGUCCCAAAGUUCUGAGGGGCGCCCUGAGGUCAUUUCCCAGUCUUACUGCCUGAGAUCCUCUUAAUUGAGGGUGCUGAGGACUGAACUUGGAAUCUGAUGCGUACAGUGUAUGAGUCUGACAUCUCUAUAUUUACAAAAAGGCUAAAAAUGAAAACGUCAUUUCUUUUUAACUGAAGCUCUUUCCAAGUAUUUCCAGUGGAAUAGCCAUGAUUAGUCUGCUGCCUUAAAGCAGACUUCAGCAACCUGAUGCCUUCUGGAUAUUUCAGACUACAGUUCCCAUUAGCUAUAGGAAGGCCACAGGCUCGCCUGGCACUUUCAUUACCUAUAUUUAGGUGCCAGGCAAAAAUGUUUCUUUACAACCAGGCAUUUGACUGAUUGACCAUUCUAUGGCCUCUUAAAUGAGUUUGUGCGAGGGGGAUUAUUUUUUGUUUGUUUCUUUUAUUAUCUAUUUUGUGUUCUCAUGUAGUUUUAUGUUGUGAAUCGCCCUUUGAUCUUCGGAUGAAGGGAAGUGCACAAAUUUAAUAACAAUAUGUAGUCCAUAGCAUCUGGAGGGUACCAGGUUGGUGGAAGCUACCAUAAAGACUAAUAAAUGUCAGCUAUAAGGCAGUAGAUCUUCAGAUAUUUGUAGGCAGAAAAUUAUCUGCUGGAGGCUCAAUAACAAAAUUCACGCUUUUACUCUCAGACACUUAGUCAAUCAAAGAUAUGCAGUAAUAAUCAACAUAGUAUACUUUCCGUAAUCAUUUCUUGGACUUUUAAGUAACUAUUGCAGUAACAUCAUUCAAUAUGCUGUAUGACUAUUACAGUGAUCAUAUUGUUUUUUGCUGCACAGCAAUUCAGAGGAAGCAGCCCUCUCAAAUCCAGCAGAUCAGACAACUAGAGCAGAAAGCAAUUGAAACACAAGCAAGUUUAAUUAAAGUUAAUCCCAUGCAACACUCUCCUUCCAGAACAAAAUGAUUGCAAGUUAGCUUUUGGUUUCUCCAGCACACAAGAGACGCUCAUAUGUGCAUUUUAGGUCUCAUGUGAAAAUGGACUUAGUAUAUGAUUUGUCUAAUUGGAUUAAUUUGCAAAGCUCUUACUAUCUCAUUUCCUAAUUAAACAUUUACUUUCAGCUACCUAUCUUUGAUUAUUUGCACCAGUGAAAUUUUUGCUUGUGUCAGUAUCAAUUCUCCUGAUAUGUAAUUACAUAGUUAUUAGAUAAUAUAUUGUUAGUACACAUUACAUGAAGGCCAAACUGUACAAUGAGAUUAUCAAAUGAUCAAACUGUUCCUGUACUGUAGGCUGCAAGUAUGGGAUGGUAGCUGCACUGCUUGGCUUAGAAUAACCUGUAGCAUUUGAUAGCAGUAAUGUAAUAUACAGCUUCUGGGCACUUCCAAAGUAUAUGCUGCAUUGCUAAUGAAAAAUAACUGCAUUCACUCAGAGGAAGAAAUAGCACCUCCGAGCAGUGCUCUGUGUUUUCAUUCUUUCUUUCUUUAUCUAUUUCUUUAUUUAUUUAUUCAACGCCCACAGUUCUCGAACAAAAGUGCAAAUGGAAAAACAGAAACAAUUGACUUGUCUCAUUUCUUUCUUUUUUCUUUUUAUUUCAUUUCUAUACUGCUUCAUAUUUUUUGGAGGGGGGGUGGAAUCUCGUAUCGGUUUACAGCCUACAUUAAAACAUCAAUAAAACAAUGCAGAAUAAGGUAUUACAGAAGAAAGGAAAAAAAAAAGUAUGCAUUCAAAGCAAGACAAUGAACAGGAAACUAAAAUGUUAUCUUAAAGAUUUCAAAAUAAAACAUUACAAAGGAGGUCAAGUGCAGAAUGCACAUUCAGCGCAGCAAAGUUAACCAAAAAAUUAUCUUCAAAAAAACACACUAAAGGAAGUCAAAUAUAGAAUGCACAUUUAAAACAGCACAAUUAGCAGGAGAUUAAAAUAUCAUAUGCAUAGAACAUAAACUGCUGUUGCUGCUACUAAUCCUGUUAAUCGUGGUUUGUGGUGGCUGGUGGCUGUGGAAGCUCAGGCUUGACGUCCUGUGUCCGCAUGAAGAAAAGCCAAGAUGGUCUCUGGCCUCUUCAGCAGCCUCAGAUUUUGUAGCUGGAGUCAGUCAGGGCCCUCCCCUCCCAGGCCAGGUGGGAAAAAAAGCAUUCAAGGCAGGGAGCAGGUCUUCCAAGACUCACAGCCAAGAUGAUGCCACACCAGUAAAUUAGUGAUUAUGUAGUUCUGGAGCAAUCUACUGCAAUGACCAGUUUCUCAGAAGAGUAUAUUAUGCUGUGAAAAUGAACAAGGAGCAGCGCCUACAGAAAAGCUUUGUUGAAUUUUGGGGGAGAGGUUGCAAAUAGUAGCUAAUGCCCUUGAAGCCCCCUGGGUGAAGCCCCCCAGUGGUGUCACAUUAUGAAUCAUGCUGUCACACAAACGGUGCUAUGGUUAGUUGUUUCCGCUGUUCUACAGAAUCUGGACAGCAUCUCUCUGCCUAGGUACCUAUGCCUACACAAUAACACCAAUUUCAUCACUUGCAAUCAGCUCCUUGGUUUUUCUUUAUUUAAUUACAGGUGGUGGGAUAAUUUUUAUGGGGACACACAACAUGGGAAGGGGUUCAUUAAGCCUUCCUCUAUUGUUAUUUUGAUGAAAAAUCACCUCUACAUUGCAAAAAAACGGUGUUUUCUUAUCAUGACUUUCCCCAGUACUUCAGAAAUCUUUGUCUCAUGAGCUACGGCUUUGAGUCUCCCCUGCCUCCCCCAUGAACAUUUUUGACAUCUCUCAUGCUUUCAUUAAUACCUGCAAGCCGCUUUGGACAUUAAAGGAAGAUUCAACAGCUUGUAUCACAAAGCGGGUUCUCCUUCAUGGAGAGCACGUGUUGCGGCGGGGGCAACCAUGACAUCCCCUGUUGCUGGGCAGGUUAGUAUGGAUGGCCACGAAUCUGAUAGGACACCUCCAAUUGUUGCUGGGGAGAAUUUAAGGUUGCAAAGUUGAUUGACUGUUUGGGGUGCUAUUUAUUCCCUGCACGCAGUGUUGAGCUUCCUCUUUUCGCUGCGCUCAUCGGAUCACCCACCCACCCUCCCUAUAUUUAGGGUUAUUUGUGCUGACCUUGCUAUGCCUGUCAUGGGGUCAUCUGCUUUGGAGCAGGGGCCUGGUAGGAAUUUUACCAUUUGGCUGAUUGGCUGGUGCCAUUUGGUUUCUGCCUACUGCGUAGCAAAUCGUCACAACUUGUAAGGUUGCGGUUAGGCAUUGGUUAAUUUUUGGUUGGUGGAGGGGAUGUGGUUGGCUGUGCCGGCCCCUCCAAUGCUGCUGCUGCAAGGUUAUUCCGUUAAAGGAAUCCAGGGGUUCGCCAUGCUCUUGUCCGAACCCAUGGCAAGGGGCUAGGGCCACGCAAGAGCCCCUGGGAGCAUUUGGGGAGAGGUGAGGGUCUGGCACCCAGCUCUGUUCUCUCCCCAAAAAUGUUUACCCUUACUGACUUUCGCAGGCUUGCAGUUGUCAGUUCUUUUCCUACCUCUAAGUGGGAACAGAUAGUCACUAACCAAUGCUUAAGCAACCACUCACAUGCUGUAAUCAAUAAAGUUGUGGCCAAAAUUAUGCCAAAAAACUAAAACAAAAAUUGUGUGAGUGAGCUGUGUCUUUUGGGGGGGGGUGUCCUUGACACGCAACUACAUUUGUCUUGCAGCAUUUCUGUCUGAUGUCUGAAACAGAACAUCUUCCUCACUGCGCUGGGGAGCUCCUGCAUCUCAGAAGGAGAUGUCUAAGUUCCCCUUCAAAUAUUAUGAAGAAUGCAGAAGUGACUGUGAAUUCAGUUCUGCCAACAUUUCUUAAGGAGCCUGAAGCUGCUCUUAUAAAAACAAUAUUCUUCCUGUAUAGUGCUAUCAUCUUACAUGGAUAUAGUUUCAAUAGAAAGGAUAAUAGUUUUUUUCUAAUUUGUAAAUUUUGGAUUAUUUAAGAUUAAGUGAUACUCCAUGGAUAAGACACAGGCUGAAAUAUGUGAGUGACUGGCACAGUGCUCUUAAAACAUCCAAUGAUUAUUUUGAAAUAUAUUUUCACAGUAAACCAGUGGUGGUUUAGUGGUCAAAGUGCCUCACUAGGACAUGCAAGACCAGGGUUUGUAUCCUCAAUCAAACAUGUGGCUUACUGGGGGGGCCAUGGACCAGUCUCUGCCUCUCAGCCUAACCUACCUCACAGGGUUGUUGUGAGGAUAAAAUGAGGAACAGUAGCGUGUAUACUGUCGGAAAUCAAGCCUUUAUCAGGAGAAACUGGCAACUCUCCAGGCACCCGGCUUGAUCUCCUGUUGACCUCCCUGUCUGCAUUCCCCAGCAGGAUACAGGCUAGGCCGCGAUAGGCGAUUCUUCUCGCCGUGAGAAGAACACACACCCUCUUUCCUGCCUCCCUGGGCAGGGGAAAGAGAUAGAUAGAAACGUAUUUACAUUCCUUUAUUUCUGUCUUUGCAGCAUUACAAAAGCAUGACUGCUCUCUUCAAGCUCCAGCAGUCGAGAGACAAACACUUCCUGUAUUUCCUGUACAAGAGCAAAAGGAAGAGCUCAUAUUACACUCUGAGCUAAUUCCGGUGCAUUGCCCUGUGAAUUGACUGUCCCUCUGUUUCCCACGGAACAGUCCUAACGUUCCAUCAUGUGAUGUUUUCAAGCUAGCAGCUCGCGGCUGCAUUGCUUCUAUAUCGUAACAUAUACCGCCUUGAGUUCCUUGAAGGAAAGGUGGGAUAUAAAUGCCAUAAAAUAAAAUAAAUUAUGUUCUUUUACUGAAUUGUUUUGUAUUAUUACUCUCAGGAAGGUUUAUAUACAGUGUAUUUCCCCCCAUUUAUUUUACAAUCGAUGGGUUUCCUCUUCAUUUUGUGGUUUUUAAUGUUAAGGAUAGAUAUCAUUUAGUUAUCUUUUCCCCCUCAAGUGCAUUGAUGUCUGACACAUGUUCAACUUAUGGUAGCUCAGCAUGUCUUUCACCUCACAGUAUGUAUUCUUUGAUUCAACAGCAUCCUUUGGAAACAAUUUUUGUUCUCAGGAACUGCAAAAAUAAUCCUGUUACAAAAACAGCAUGAAAUCAGAGAAUUGAAACAGGUCUGAUAUCUUUCUGCUGAGCUCACAAAUGCAAUAUGCUUAGAUAUUUCAAGUUUAAAUAAUCCUUCAUAUAAGUGUGGGGGGAAGGGUUGGAAUCAAACAAUUUUAAGGACACUAGCCAGGAUAUUUUUAAACAAGAUAUCACAUAUUCUUCAAAAGUUUACAGCUUUUGUUUUGCUGUUCAAUUAGUGUGACAUUUUGGGGGCGGGGGCGGGGAGGGCAGUCGGAAACAAGUCAGUUGUCUUCAGAAUUGGCACUAGUUUCCCCCUCUGCUGAGUUAGGUGUAAAACAGAAAUAAAUGACUCAGAAAGUCUGUGAUCUGACCAAGAAAAUGAUUUUUGCUUUCACGCAGUAGUUGUUGCUAUGGAAACUGUGAGUAGCAGCCUGUGUUGUUUGUGCUCCUAAAGAGAAUAAAACUUGAUGCUAAUGGGUGAAAAUUAGACAGUUUUGGAGAAAAAGAGGAAAUAAUAUUGGAGGAGCUUGAUUUGACAAUUCAGAAUGGACCUGAUCCAGCCAAACUUAAUCACUUUAAUUUCCAUUUCUUUCAACAGGAGAGGCAAACCCAUACUUAACACUGCAGUUACUCUUAUCAGGGAGGGAUGUAGUUUACUGGUAGAGCAUCUGCUUUGACCCGGAAAUCUCCUUCGGCCUGAAAGUGAGAUGAGCAUCACAACCCCAUAGUUGUCUUUGACUGGACUUAACCAUCCAGGGUCCUUUACCUUUACCUUUUACCUAGAUGAACCAAUGCAGGGGCGGACUUUGAUCUUUCAGUUUUUAUAAUGAAAUGUUUUUAGAAUGUUGGAUUAUUUGAUUAUUUGAUUAUUUGAUUGUUGUUAACCGCCCUGAGCCCGGCUUCGGCUGGGGAGGGCGGGAUAUAAAUAAAAUUUAUUAUUAUUAUUAUUUCAAAUGUCAGUGGCACCCUGUGUGAGCCCAAAAUUUGGCGCACGCCUCUCGCCUCCGAUCUGCUUUAUUCACUACUUCAUAGUAACAUUGUCCUAGGCAAUGUUAUCCCCUAGGCGCCCAGUGUGGUGGAACCAGUCGUGGUGCCCUAAAUCUGCCUCUAACCAAUGGUCUGAUUUGGUAUCAGGCAACUUCCUAUGUUCCUAUGGAUACAUAUACACUGGACUGCAUGUAUCUACAAUUGAAAUGCAUGCGCUUGACUUUGGCUGGAUGUUGCCCAAACGCUCUCCCCCCCCUUUUUUUUUUAGCAUAGUGGUCUUUGCAGAUAAGAGGUCAUUUCAUAAGAAAAACUCUUUGCUUUAUAGAUCAUCUCCUGUGUGAUGAAGCGGAAAAUUUGUAUGCAGGUGCCUUGGUUUAAAAGAACAUUUCACCCAGUAGGCUGUUAAUUGGUACCAAGUAAUUUAAAAUCUUUAUUAGUAUUGUGGAGAGUGUAGCUUGUAAACAGAACAGCACAAGCAAGGCAUAAACUUAAUAAGAUAUUUGUGCUAUGCAGUUAUAAAAAGGAUGUGAAUAAUCUCUAUUUAAACUGAGUUCAGAUCAAAAGUGUAUUCCAAACCAUGGCUUAGUUCAGCCUGAUGCAGCAGCAAAAUGACCAGGGUGAAGCGAAUCAGCUGUGAUCUAAGAUCCCGAAGCCCAUGUGUUUGCUCUAAGCCAUGUGUUGGCUUAGUGUGACAUGCGAACUAAGUUAUGGUGUCUUCAUCACUUCAUUUUCGCAUUUGGUGUGCUUAUUUGAGAUGGUAAAGUUGUGAGAUUACAGCAUCUCAUUUUCACAUUUAGAGACAUGUCUCUGAAACAACAUUCCAGAAUGAAAAUCAUUAGUGAUCACAUCAAAUAAACCCAUCUGACAUGGUAACAAUUGUCAGAGGAGGAAGUUUUCAGGGAAAUGUAUAAACUGCUUGCUCACGUGAAAAGGAUCUGGCAAAACCACUAUUCAAGGAUAUUAUCACUCAAAUGUAAACACAUGAAUCAGCUUUAAGUGAAUAAUAUCUGUUAUAGAAUAAACUUAACAGCGCAUUGUAUUUUAACUCUGUGGAACAAGGUAAAAAGGUAAAGGGACCGGUAAACAUAUCCAAUUAUUUCAGGAGACAGCGAUUCAAUAUUACAAGUCUCAGAUAAUAUAGUUGCAGUACACAUAAGAGAUGAAAAACAUACUCAAGUAAAUUGUACCACUAUGGGUCAGAAAUAGAGGAAGACUAUUGGAUUAAUGUGACUCAUAGGACAAAAGGCAAGUUGAACUCGACCCACAUCAAUGUAAACAAGAACCCCGUUGAGUCACAGCACAAUGCUGUGUGCCAGCAAAAGGGGAACCUGGCAGAAGUUGGAGUGGAUGUUAAUAAGCCUCUACUAAUUCAGUAGUUGGAAUGUGGAACAUUCUUUGGGGUGUUCUUGUAAGGAUUGGUACAAAACAAAUUAACUUUCCAGGUUCACAGAGGGGAGCCUAUUGAAUGCACUUUGAGUCAGGGUAGUAGAUCAAAAAGAAAUCUGUGCCAGUUGUUAAUUGUCGACAUUAUUCUAAGUUGACUGGCAACAGAAUCUGGGCCAGAACAGAGAUGUUAGGGAGGGGAAAUGCCAAAUUUGCCUCUAGAUUACACUCAACGUCAUUUUAUUGUGUAAUUAGCAAGCUUAUUGGGAUUUUAAAAGUUAAUACUAGGCACAUUUUAACGGGGCGGGGGGAGCAAGAUGUUCGUCAGGACCCCAGCAUACAGGCACAUGAGGUUUAACCCUCAGCCAGAAUCAUGUGGAAAAUGCCAUUGGUGGCAAUUGUUACUCCCCCUUCACUAAGCUAAUUGUCUUGGGGUGGGGAUUUUUUGUAGAAAUUGACCUGGUGACAGAAGGCUUAACUGUGUCACCCCCACCCAGCACUGCAGUCCCAGUAAAAAUCUAGCCAUAUACAGUACAGUCAUACCUUGGGUUACGAACGCUGCGGGUUGCGCGUUUUCGGGUUGCAAACCACACUGAACCUGGAAGUACUGGAACUGGUUGCUUCUGGGUUUCGGCGCUCGCACAUGCACAGAAGCGCAAAAUGACGUCAUGCGCAGAAGCGCCGAAUCGUGCGCUGCAGGUUGCGAACGCUGCGGGUUGUGAACAUGCCUCCCGCACGGAUCACGUUCGCGACCAGAGGUAUGACUGUAUAUACUAACCCUGGCGUGGUUCCUAGCCAUGCAGUGGAAGUAACAUCUAGUGUGACCCUUAGAAAAAUUAGAAGAACAUUAAAAAAUCGAGAACUUCCCUUGAUGAAGCACAUAUCCCUCUAUUUCAGAUUAUUUAUUUAUUUUAUAAUUUUUAUUACAAAGUAAAUACAUCGCUACCAAGCCAUACAUAAAGAAUAAUAUCAAGAAAAAGAAAAAAAUAAAGAAGAAAAAAUGCAAAGAAAAGUACAGUAAAAGAGUAAAGAAAAGUAUAAUAUUUCUAUACAAUAAACACUAUUUUACAAAAUAAUAGUAAUAGACUUCCAUCACUCUCACAACACUUCCUUUCACAUUUCAUAUGUUAUCUGUAUUUCAGUAUUAUUUUCAUCUUAAUAUAUAGAUAUGUGUAUAUAUAUAUUUGUUUCGGAACGCGUUACUUCCGGGUUGUGCCGCUCGCGCAUGCGCAGACGGUCAAAAUGAUGUCAUGUGCGCAAGCGGCGAAACGUGACCCGUGCACGUGCAGAUGUGCUGUCGCGUCUUACGUUCCGUUUGGGAUGCGAACGGGGCUCCGGAAUGGAUCCCGUUUGCAUCCCGAGGUACCACUGUAUAGCAUCGGAGAGAUAGUCAUAAAGAUAUUGUUACUUGAGGAAAUAUUUUAGUAAAAUGUUAAGCUUAUAACAUCACAACCGAUUGAUUGAAUAUGCUUUUAAACCACACUUCAUCUCUUAGGAUCUCAUGGAAACAAAAUGUUAAUAAUGAAAAAACCGAGGGCCCACAGCUCACAAAAGUGGCUGUCCUCUGCAGAAAACUACGUGGUUCAGAUUAUCAUAAUUGGCCUUGUUUCAGUAUGAGCCACAAUAUGAACAUGCAGCCAAUGGGACUGUGUGUAUCGGGGUCAGGGCUAGCUUUCAUGACCCCACAACCUCCUCUCACAUGCUUGCAAUGCACACCUUUUCUGUGCAGUUAAUAUGUGUGAAUUUACUACUACAAUUCAUCAUUCCCAUUGUGCACAUAGGAUUCCUGCUUACUCUUGUUGUAUGCAGAAAGUGAUCCACAAUCAGUUCAACAUGUGCACAUUACAUUCAGCUCAAAAGAUAUUGCUGCAUCUGCUGGGGGGGGGGGGGAUCCAGUUUAUGGCUAUGUGAAUUGGCUCUAGGGGGAAAAAACCAGUAUUGUUCAGUUAUUUAAAACUGCUUUUCAGCCAUAGCUUCUUUCACAGUUUAUUUGUGUUGAAAUAUGUUUUGACUAAUUGAUAGUAAGCCUUCUGCGCUAUGAAAAAUAAGUAGUGUUUGUUUUUAAGAUGCUGUGAAAUCUGAUAGUGUCAGUAUCGCAGAGACAAUAAUUACUGCUACCAUUCCAACAACUUCUAUAACCACCUACACAGAUGAAGAACCUAGUAAAGAUUUGAAUAGCCAAAGUAAUUCUGAGGCACCUUGAACAUUGGACAGCCUUCCUGACUCAUUGUGCCCCACCUUUAAUACCGAACAGAGCUUUUUUCAGCCACAACUCAACCAGAACCCAGGUCCAGCACCUCUCAGGUGGGCGCCAUUGCCAUUAUAAGAGAACAAGGGAGGUGUUCAUGGUGGGUUCCAGCACCUCAUUUUGUAUAAAAAUAGCACUGAUACUGAUAUUUAUCAUAGUCAUGUACAUUAGAAUUCAAUGAGCAAAAUAAAUUCAGUUUAACAAGCUAUGUUAGGAACUUUCGGGCCCCAAAAUGCUUGGAAAUUACAACUGUUGAGGGCCAUGCCCUUAACAGAUGCAUUAAUUAGUCAAUAUUGAUAUGGUGUGAUAAACUAUCCCGUAGUUAGCUCCAGCUUCACUCUUGCCUUGUAGCUGGAUGGCUGUCAAUGGCAAGAAUAGUGGACCUAUGUCCCAAACUUCACUGGAAUAGACACAUGGAGUCCAUGCAACUGAAACUACCAUUCCGCAUUGCAAAUGGAAACAGCGGGAAGAUGAUUACAGAGCAUCUGAAUUUAUCUAUUUACUUAUGUCAAAAAAUUAAAGCCUGCCCUUCUAGUUAGUGCUUUUGCACCAUUCAAGGUGGUUAAGAAUAAUUAAAACUACAUUAAAAUUUUAAAAAAUGGUAAGGAAGCUAGAAACAAUGACUGUUUAAGAAAGAGCCUGUAUAAGUGAAUAAAUUGUAUGCUCAAAUCUUAUUCAAAUAUUUUAAUAUAUAAAUGUGUGUGUUUAUAUGUGUGUGCCUAUUACGUGAGAGAGAGCAAGAGAGAAACUUUCAUGGUUUAAUUUUGUUUCCUUCAUCCAGGAAACUUCAUGGUCUUGUGGUCAACGUGCAGGAUGUCAGUUUUCAAGUCGGUAACCAACCGGUUUAUUAAGAACAUGGCCUGCUCUGGGAUCUGUGCCAGCCUAGUCUGUGUGCCUUUUGACAUAGUCCUCGGUGCCAGUCCACACUGCUGCUGGUGGAUCUACACCAUGGUCUUCUGUAAGAUCAUAAAGUUCUUGCACAAAGUCUUCUGCUCAGUGACCAUCCUUAGCUUUCCUGCCAUUGCUCUGGAUAGGUAAGACUGUGAAGUUACUCGUAAACUGACAUUUACCACUUGCCCCUUGCAACAGAUAUAGGUUCUACAUUGCUUGCUGCUUAAUUGUGGGUUGCUGAAAUGGUUCAGCUGCCCUCUGCCUUCAGCGCUAAACAUGUUUAUUUUUCUCUUUGGUCAAGUUGCUGAGACCAACAUUUUCACUUUGCAACCAACCUGUGAGCUGAGUUAUUCUGAAAGAAAUGACAUACGUUGGCUGGAUUUUUAAGGUCUGGACAACUUAACCUCCCAGAAAAGUGUUGGCUUUUUGCAGUAUGGUAGCGCUGCAGAGAGCUUGCUGGGGAGACCAUGCAUUAAAAAGGGACUCAAAAAUAACUUAAACAAGGUUUUAAUAAGAAAAACAAAAACUCCUUUUACACUAAAUACAUUAACAAACAAACAUGACCCAACCACCAACCCAUCCCCCAGGGUAAUGGGAGAGCUAGGUGCUGCUCCUUAUAUACUACACCCAAUUACCAACACAGCUUAAUCAGUACAACUCGGCAGCACCUGCUAUGUUUCACAGCUGUAAAGCUGGGUCUCGUUAUCUUGCUCUGGCCCUUGCUUUGGCCCCUUAAAGACAUACACAUCGGGUGGAACAGUGAUGAACCUUUACAUUUAAAGAAACCAUUCAACAAAAAGUACACGGGUCAGGGGAGAGGGGGAUCGUUCCAUCUGGCAAGCUAAAGUGCUUGUACUGAUGGAACAUUCAUCAUACUGCAAGGCUUAAUUCUACCUAUUGGCUUUAUAUUUUUUUGCAAAUGGUGCGGUCAUUGAAUACAGAACCUUAAAAAACCAUAGUAUGCUUUAGGAAAAAGAUUUGAUACUACUUGGAUUAGAUAUUCUUUCAUGGAAGACAGGAGUUGUACCACAUCUAAUUUGGCCUUUUCCAUUGAUGACAUAUUUUUAUCAAAAUAAUGGCUAGGGCAAUUGAUUUCUGUAGGUUAAGAAAGAAAGAAAGAAAGAAAGAAAGAGAGAGAGAGAGAGAGAGAGAGAGAGAGACUAAUUAACUUCUGUAUAGACAUGUGUAAGACUGUGCUGUUGAAGAUCUGGUGAUAAAUGAUACCGUAGACUCCGGCGUAUAAGACGACUUUUUAACCCCGGAAAAUUCUCUAAAAAGUCGGUCGUCUUAUAUGCCGGGUAUGGGUUUGCUGGGCAGUGGCAGUGGGUGGCGGGCUCCACGCCGGGAGGAAGCUGCCCAGCGAUUCUAAGCUGGUUUCACUGGGCGGCUUCCUCCCGGCGCGGAAUGGAGCCCGCCGCCCACUUCCGCUGCCCAGCGAAGCUGCCGCAUAUAAGACUGGGCAUAUAAGUCGACCCGCCAAAUUGGCAGCUGCCAAUUUGGGGGGGGGGGGUCGUCUUAUACGCCCAGUCACCUAAUAUGCCAGAAUCUACGGUACUUUUAUAUCAAGGGAAGAAACAAUUUAAAAUACAGGGCUAGUCAAGACCAAAUCAGUGAUUUAGAUCACUCAAAUUUAAGUCAAUCUACCCAGGGAUAGAGGGGAGGUAGGAAGAGUUGCAACUUUACUCUUUACAUGCAUUUGUUCAUCUCUUACAGUCCCCUUUCCUUCUUUUUUUGUAGGUACUACUCAGUUUUGUAUCCACUAGAAAGGAAGAUAUCGGAUGCCAAAUCUCGAGACCUGGUGAUCUACAUCUGGGCUCAUGCAGUGAUAGCCAGCAUUCCUGUAUUUGCUGUGACCAACGUACUGGAUAUUUAUGCUAUGUCCACUUGUACUGAGCCUUGGAGUUACUCCAUUGGCCGUUUAGCAUACGUCAUUAUUUACAACAUUACCACUGUGAUUGUGCCGGUGGCUGUGGUCUUUCUCUUUAUGAUCCUCAUCCGCAGGGCACUGAGUGCCAGUCAGAAGAAAAAAGUCAUCAUAGCUGCCUUAAGAACCCCUCAAAACACUAUCUCUAUCCCUUACGCCUCUCAGAGAGAAUCUGAACUUCAUGCCAUGCUGCUCUCCAUGGUUAUGGUUUUCAUUUUCUGCAGUAUCCCCUAUAUGACUUUGGUGAUUUACCGCACUGUGCUCAAUGCUUCUGACGCUUCUGUGUACUUGCUUCUCACUGCCAUCUGGCUGCCCAAGAUAUCACUGCUAGCCAACCCUCUGCUCUUCCUGACUGUUAACAAGUCCGUACGGAAAUGUUUAGUAGGGACAAUGAUGCAGUUACACCGAAGGUAUAGUCGGAGGAACACAGUCAGCUCCGGAGGCGCUGGGGACAUCAGCCUGGAGCCUCACGUUCGUUCUGGUAGCCAGCUUCUGGAGAUGUUUCACAUUGGGCAGCAGCAGAUUUUCAAGCCCACAGAGGAUGAAGAAGAGAACGAAACCAAAUCCAUUGGCUCCAGUGGCUACCAACAGAAGGAGAUCCCCACAACCAGCUUAGACGUGGAGCAGACUUUGGUUCAGAGGCCUAUGCCUCACGCCAUUGCAGACUCGGCCGCGCAAGUGGCUCCAGCAAUGCCAACAGAAGCCGAAUUGGCCAAUGAGAAGUAUUCCAUGCAGCUGGGCUUUGGACCCUUUGAGUUGCCUCCACAGUGGCUGUCAGAAAACCGGAAUAGUAAGAAACGACUCCUGCCUCCUCUGGGGAAUACGCCCGAGGAGCUAAUCCAGACCAAACAGCCCAAGGGUAAAGCAGAAAGAAAAAUUAGCAGGAACAAUAAAGUCAGCAUCUUCCCCAAGGUGGAUUCCUAGUCAAAGCAGGAGUGCUCUGUGAUGAGAGGCGGGACUGCCUUCUUGCAUACAUGUGAUCCUAUGGAUCUUUGUUAGGUUGAAAUUUAAUAAAGGCUUAUUUUUUGUGCCAAUUUAUGUAAAAGCAAAGCGAAAGCAAGUGUUCCUUAGGAAUGGGUUUUGAUACAAAUAUCUUGGCCUACCUAUUUCUUUACAUUAAUUUAUAUAGACUCGUUUAACUUCCAAAUAGGUGUUUUUGGACGCUUUCUGCCCCAAAGACUGUUUUCCACAUUAUACCUUGUUGUGAUCUCUGGGACUGGCCGAAUGCAGCAAGUCUGUAUAAUGUACAUACAGAGACAUUGGGGUCACUGUUCUGUGAUUAUGGAACUCAGGGGAAGGGAACAUAAUAAAUAUGAAGCUCCCUUCCCUGGAGGUCCAUAUCUCUUUCUGCUCUUUCACAGAAGCACUGAGCAUCUUUUAGGAGCAUUCCAUGACCUGUACAAUUGGCAUGGCUUCAAGUGGCCAGGAAUAAACAAGGACCUGACACUUCAAUUAUAUUUUAUAAUUUAAUGAGAUUUUUCUUCCUCCUUGUUUUUUUGUACAUUUAUCUUAAAAGUAUUUUAAGCUGUUUCAUGCUGUUCAGACAAUUGUGGGCUAAAUACCAUCUUGGUUACUAUCUAUGAAACACUUCCAUUCAGGGGCUGACAUUUAGUGGGCUGAGUACUGCAGGUUUUCAGCAAAAAAAAAAAAAAAAGAUUGGGGAGAAGCAACACCUUAACAGGUAAAAUAUACUAAGC
Podarcis lilfordi (Lilford's wall lizard) is the source of this 30774-nucleotide messenger RNA. The record is from the annotation of a GenBank genome assembly. NCBI's taxonomy places the organism in Eukaryota, Metazoa, Chordata, Lepidosauria, Squamata, Lacertidae.